AUGUGGUCUGAGACUGUAAUGUUUGUGGUGGAGUUCCUGGCAGCGUUGUGUGCAGUGGCAGUGUGCGGGCCAUGCUUGCUGGCGUGCGCGCGCCGCCUCAUCCUGGGAGACGAGCUCCUGCAGCGCGGCGCGGCCGGCGUGCGCGAAGCGACCGUGCUCGGCUGCGACGAGCCUGCGUGCCCCUACUACAAAAAGAAUGUCAAGUACCUCAUGGUGCCGGCCAGGAGAAGGGCCUAUGGCUCACCCACACGACAGUGUUCUUAA
This is a messenger RNA of Spodoptera exigua (beet armyworm), 264 nucleotides long. NCBI's taxonomy places the organism in Eukaryota, Metazoa, Arthropoda, Insecta, Lepidoptera, Noctuidae. The record is from the annotation of a GenBank genome assembly.